This is a messenger RNA of Amoebophrya sp. A120, 8419 nucleotides long. The record is from the annotation of a GenBank genome assembly. NCBI's taxonomy places the organism in Eukaryota, Dinophyceae, Syndiniales, Amoebophryaceae.
CGAAUUUCCCUUUCGAAUUCAUCACCCUUGCAUGAGCAUGUUCCUCCCGCCUCCCUCUACUUUCACCACUAAAUUUGUUUCGAAUUCUUGUGCUCUGCCCUAGUUCACGGAUCUUUGUUUGGCAUUUUUUUGUAAGGCCGCAAGACGGCGGCAAGCGAAUUUCGACUUCCUUGCACAACUUGAACUGAUUUUACCGUCUUUUCGGCACCUCCUUCAAAGCGGAGGCACUACUUGCUUCUUCUUACCCAUUGUACAUACGUUUGCGUUCUUUACGACGUCCGCUGUCGGACAGACGUGACUGGGCGUCUUGGCGACAAGUUAUAACAUUUCUCGCACAACGAACUGCGAAUCCGACCAAGAAACGAGUUGAACCGCCGCGUAGCGAUACACCCGGACCACGGAACACGCUUAGUCCCGGCUGGACCAUGCGAUGAGCAACCAUGGAGGCGCGGUCUGGGAGUACAAUCCCGUCUGGGCGCCCGACGUGGACCCGGAUGCACUGAGGCGGGCCUUCGAGUUUGUGGGGCCGGGAGAAUGUCUGAAUCAGGCGGGGGAGUCCCUGACCACCCGCAAGGAACUCUACCACUACGCAAAAACUGCUUCCUACAAGGACUGCAUUCAAGCCACGCUAGACGAAGAAUGGGCAACUGGUAGCAUCGCCUUUCGUGUUUUUGUCGUUUUUAUUGGGCGUGUUUUAUUGUUCCAACUCAUUGAUAAAAUAAAAAUUGCAGGUGCGGUAGCUUCUCUUCUAGCUUCGAAAUAAAUCACAACAAAAACAACAGGUUUCGCGUACAACAAAGUGCGGCAGAUGUGCCGGGUGUACGGGUGGGUAUACAAGAAGAUCACGGUCCCGCCCUGGACCGCGUUCUCCAUGGACAGUGCAUCGGCCAUCGAGCUCGCGGACAAGAAUCCCUCGAUCGACUGCUGGCGAAAACGGGGCGCGGUAACCUGCGGGUACCCCCUGGGCAGUAACCUGGAUCCCAGUCGCCCAUGCUGGGAGGGCUCCAGGAUCGCCGCGGGAGCGCGCUGCACCGUCAAAUGCCAGAGCGGGUAUCUGCCCUGGCCGAAGAUAACCACCUGCCGGAAGGAGGGCUACCUCGAGCGCGCCGGGUGCUGGACCAUUGCAAACAACAAGCUGCAGAUUGAUGUACUUGUUUUCGUGUUUUUUGUAAAUACAGUGCGCUGCAGCACUAGCUUUUGUCCACAGAUAUUUUUACUAGGUCACUCGUCCUCAGUUGGUUCAAUGUGUAGUGUGUGGCUUUUCUUGUUUUCCGUCUGGUUGGUCGUACUACAUGGUUGGUGCAGAAAAACCACGGGAUGCAAAUGGUGCAACUAGAAAAGCACAAGUGAUUAUUACUCUCAGGUGGACCAAAACUCCAUGUUUGUGCAAGAGCAGCAGGCCAUUCCAGAGCAGUACCAGCUCGACACACGCGGGAACCCGGAUUCGUGGUGGUAUUUUUUACAUUUGCAAGUGCAUCUCGCUUCUACUCUUUGUACCUCGUCUGGCUGAGCAACCUACCGUCAACAUGUGACAACUCGAGAAAUUGUGCUUGCUCACGUCGCAUUCGCCGUGCUCGAAAAGGAUCCAACAUUGUAUCAAUUUCAGGUAUUCCUUCAUGGAUCCGAAUUGGACGACCGAGCUCCGUGAUAUGGACGUGCUGCUGGCCCGUAUGCGGCUGAAGUACAAGGUUUCCGAGUUCGACCCGGCGAUUAACUAUCAAAUGCAAAAAUGUCUGGGUCUGGAAGAAUCCGAACUUGUGAUGCUGCAUUUGGAUUCCAAAAAAAAUCUGUAUUGCAUGACCAGCACAGGGAAGGCAAUUUUGGCUACGCGGAGAGGGCAUUGGCCAUGCGGAAUAGGCAUCGCGAAGCCCUCGAAAUAAAGUCUGUGAUGCUACGGCAUGCAUUACAGACAUCAUGGCCCAUGCUAAACGUGCAUGACAAGUUUCAGAAUCUUCCAGACCCAGACAUUUUUGCAUUUGAUAUUAACGUACCCGCAGCGGAUGCCUACGACCGCGAGAUCAUGCUUCAGAGCCGUCGAAUCGGCGUCCACGAGCCGCUCAUCGUGCGCGACAGCAUUAUGACGCAAUUGGACUUGCCAAAGCAGGCCGUUCGGAUCACGGGCAUCGAGUGGGUGCGGAACUCUGAACUGCGGCGCGAGCUGCAGGAGAUAACAGACGGCGAGGAUGGGGCGAUUGCAGAAGACGCGCACGACGGUGUCAGAGAUUCCCCGAUCGAUGAGCAGCUGUCGAGAGCGUCAGAGCUGGAGGUGCUGCACGAAAAGCCAACCGGUCGCGCGCUGAUAGAAGAACCAAAAAUGGUUGCGAGUUUUGUAGAACAAGAGCCGACAUCACAACCUCUACGAUCCGGAGAAGUGACCACGAGUAGGCGCAACCGCGAAGGAGCGAGUCGUCAUUCCGCCGCGGAGCAGCACGGAAAGUCCACGAAAGGAAAGAGGACCACCUCCGCCCAUACAACCGAACCAGAGGCCGCAUCAUCUGCAUCUUCAGCUAGGCGCGGCGGUGUUGCUCAUUUGGACGCGUCGUUGCAUAUGCAGAAGCUUGGGUCGCCCCGCAGUGACGGUGUGGUGUCGCUCGGGCGAGGGUACGAGCAGAGUGCGUCGAGUAGCAGCAGCUCGUGGCAAGUAGGCAGGCGGAAACUAGAUGGUGUGGAGGUGGACGGACACAAAUCUUUCGCACGAGGACCUCGCGCAUCUGCGUCCUCCUUUUCCCAAACGAGCAGUAAAAAUGCAGCGACGUCCUCAUCGUCAUCGUCCGGAAAGAAUUCAAGACAGAAUCCCUGGAAGGAUUUUUCGUAUCCAGACAAGUCCCGCACCUACUACACAAGCACGGCGAAAAAGAAAAAGGAAAAGCACGACGUUCGCACCUCGCCGGCGAGGAAAAGACGGAACAGCGAUCCUGUUCGCGAACGACUGCGCAAACUCGUCCAGCGGCGCGCGCGUAGGAGGUUAGAGGAGCCAGAAAAUUAUGCGUCUGAACCAAAAGCAGGAUCGAAAGAAAGCAGUGCCAGCAACAAUAAACAUGUUGGAAAAGUAGAACAAAGCUCGAAGCAGGAACGCGAGACUGGUGGGCGCCAGAGAGUACGCGUGCCGCCCGACAGAGAAUUGCGAAGCGGAAAAGUAGGCACCAAAACCGGCAAUGAAGAACUAGUUCUGCCGGAGGUGCGCAAUACGAUACCGAACUCGGCCCGGCAGCCAUUUUCUCCGCGAGAGCAGGUGAAGAAGACGUCCAAGCAUUCGAAACCACUCCCGAUGAAGAAUGAUGCAAGCCACGAGGACAUCGAGCUGAUGAGGCAGUUGCUGGAAAGCAAAGAAAGCCACGACCAGAAGGAUGAAGGCGCGCGAGAGCGGUUGCAAAUCGCACGAGAGCAGGAUGAAUUCGAGAGACUGAAUCGGGAAAUCGCAGAAAGCCGGCGGCUCCACGAAAUUGAAGAGCCGGAUACGCCAUCGCUGUCGAGAGGACACGGUCUCGCGCGAGGAUGCAACGAGCAAGACAUCACUCUGAGUGCCCUGAGCGGGGGCAAGUGCGCUAGCGAGGAGACAGAGCAAGCAUUUUCCCGUUCGUUGCUGGUCGAGAACGGGGUCGAGUUCCUGCUUGAAGACUUCUACGUGGAAAUUUUGCCGCCGUCCAACCUCCAGUCCAACCAAACGCGGCUCCGGGAGUUCCAGACCGCCCUGCAAACGCGCCUGACCAACGGGCUGCCGCGCGUGACGAACACCAUUCUGGAGAACGUCCUGCACCGGCGCAAGACGCUGAAGUCCACGACGCUGAGUCUGGAGGAGUUUUACGGACAGAACUCGCAGCACAUCCCCAUGCGCAUCUACUACCAACUCGAGGGGAAGUCGCCCGGGUCGCAGUCGGACCACCCGCACCACACCGAGGACCACUUCACAGACGACAGCCUGCUGAAGGCCGAUUACAGCCACGCGGCGGACGACUUGUCCAUUUCGUUUCCGAAGCCCUUCAUGCAGGAGUUUUGCCAGGAGAAACUGUCCUUCAACGGCUACCGUGGCUGCCAGUCCUUCACGCUCGGGGGGUCGCAGUGCCAGUCCUGGGAUCGCCAGUGGCCGCGGGCGCACACGUUCUCUCCUGUGUACGACCCGCUCGGGGAUCCCUUCAACAGCAACCCAUCCCGCAAAAGCGCCAACCUCUACUCCAUCAUGCUCCGCAACAACUUUUGCGCAAACCCCGAUGGCCGCGAACCCGGGUCGUCGUCAAAAGUGCUCUACACGAGUGAGGCGAUCUGGUACUACUUAUUGCGAGAGCUGUGCUUUUUUUGUUUUGUUGACAAUGUAAGCAUGACACAGACGCUCUUCACACCGACUGGCGCACUGUGCUUCCUUCUUGUUAAAAAUUUGUGAGUACUACUGAACAACAGUAUAAAACAGAGAGUUGCAUCACGAGUGGUCGGUUGACUGUGGUUCGUGGAGCUGCUGUGAACAAGCGAGUGUCAAUAUGUUGGAUUCUCAAAUAAAAUUUACGUGCCUUGAAAUCCAAACAGGUGCUACACAAACGAUCAGAACGGUCCGGAAUGGGACUACUGCGAGCCGAAGACGCGGAAUCCGCCGAUCCGCUGCCACAAGAGCGACCCCUUCUUCCUCAUGGUCGGGGGUCGGCGGUUCACAGGCUACAUGCACAACUCACUGUCCUACCUCGCACCGUCGCAGUACGAGACCACCGUGCUGAUGCGCAACGGCAUCGUUCCCUUUCGCGUCGGCGAAGCCACACUGAACCUGACGCUGUGGAAAGACAACUACGCAAGUGAGAACCUCAACAGAAGCUGUGCGAGGUACAAGCGUACUCUAGAGUGUCACUGUUUAUUUGCGGAGCUGCUGCCCGGGGCUCGGAAUCAAUUUAUUACAGUGUAUAAGAAAUAGAAAACAAAAAAAAUUAUAGAGCAAUUUUACGUAGCAGUAGCUAGUACCUCUUAUGCCAAAGGUUCGAGGAAAAAAAUCCGUUGAUAAUAUUCUACUCAAACUCACAGUUGGGACAGCGACUAUAACGGGAGCUUCGACAUUUUCUGUGUCGACACGGUAUCAGACUUGCAGCGGAACGAGGACGUGAAGGCACUCUCUUACGAGAUACGCAACGCCACCGACGAGAACAAACGGAUACGAUCGCGCAUCUAUAUUCGGCCACACUGUAAGAAAGUAGUUCUACUUCAACCUACUUACCGACUUUUCAAAGUAACAUACAGCAUGACCAAGAAUGACGAAACCAGCGGCAUAAGUAAACGAGAAUGAGCGCUAGCACUCCUGCUCUUUAGAUCGACUUUUAGCGGAUUGAUACUACAAAUACAGGUACCGACCGGUUGUUUCACCCGACCAAGAACCACCUGCCCUGGAUGUCGGGCGUGCGCUACACGUUCCAUUUCCGCUUCGAAAGCGAUCCCGUCGACCUGCCCACGAACGUCACGGACAACCGGCGUUUCGGGUUGUCGGAACACCUGACGGGUCAGUGUCGCGAGGAGUGCAUGAAGCUGGGCUACUUCAAGUGCGGCGCGUUUGUCACGAAGCAGUGGCAGGACGGGCUGAACUUCACCGACCCGGAACAGGGGCUCUACAACUGCUACAUCUUCCACCCAGAGGACCUCACGAAGGGCUUAGUGUCCAUCGGUGCGGGCACCGAUAACAAAAACGACGUCACGACGUGGAUGGUAAAGAUGUUCGGCGUUUUCUUUAGUUUUACGUAUGUGACUUCUGUUCUUUCUUGUGCCUGUUUGGAUGAUGGAUCUAGAGGCAUCCGAGGGCACGCCUAUGUAUGAGGGAACAUGCAUCUCUUCAACUGUUGCACUAAACUAAGUAGCACGAUGAACUGAGGACAAUGAAAAGAAAAACUUCACACAGACCAAGAACGAGACCGUGUACAGGAGUGCCCGGUGGAACUAUACCGAGGCCCCUCCCAUCCACCAAAAGCCAGCGACCGACGACGGAGCGACGUUUUUUGAAAGCAUGAAGAUCGUGCUGGUCGGUCUGGGGUUCGUACUCGCGGCAGCGGUGAUCUACUGGUGCGUGAAGCGGUAUAUCCUGAAGAAUAUGGAGCUUCGCCGUCGGGCCGCGGAAGGGAAGCUGGGCCUGAAGGACGGACUGGGCCUCGGCGGCGCAGGCACCGCGGGAAGCAACGGUACUCGUUUUUGCAGUGUAUGGUCUUUUCUGUGUACAACGAACUUGAGAAAAGUUGUCAGCUGAAAUUUUCUUUUUACAACUUCGCGGUGGUUGUGGUAUCAUUUGAUUUGAUUUUGCCCGAAUUCUUGUGUGACAACACAACUUUCGACCCAAACUGUCCAGUUCCAACGCUUUCUGUGAUGGCUCCGGUGAUGCGACGAUCCAAUGACCCGCGAACCGAGCCGGUUCGGCUGCCCGACCACGUGAUCCACAUUAUCCUGUAUAAAAACGUCCCCACACCAGAGUCAAGAUGGGAAAUCUGCAACACAAAUCCAAAUGUUUUGGGAAUCACGCAUGACAGUCUUCUCGCUGAAUUGUAGUGCUGGUUAGCAAGCACAGCCGCAUUACUUACAAAGCCGUCCCCUUGUCCUGUUUGCAGCAUUACAAAUUCCAAAACAGGAUUGAUUAUGCCUCUCUUGGGGAUGCGCAUUACAAAUGUUCCUGUCCUUGCAAUUCUGCAUGACUGACAACUCUGGGGUGGGGACGUUUUUCAUCAGGAUCCACAUGGACGCCGACGAACACCAGCGGGAAAAAGAAGCCCGUCGGGCCGGCCAGAAGGAGAGCCGCAUCGGCAAGAAGUGGCGACCGAAGAGCGGGCCGGGGUCCGACGUACCGUUUGGCACCAAUCCCGACCUGUGGCACGCCGGGUUCCAGGGCCGCGAGAGCCAGUUUCACCCGAGCACAGGCAGCGUCGGCGAGGCCGUUAGCCCUGCGAAGGCCCACUACGAGCGGAAAGUCAGUCCGCAGAAACGGACCGCUUGGUUGGACGAAACAGCGCCGGACAUGAUGAUUGGUGCCGGCCGCGGCGUCGAGGACGCGGAGAAGCUGCGGCACUACAAGGAGCACCGCAUAAAGAGCACAACCAAGCUAAUGCAGCACUGCAUGGACGAUGAUAACUUCGUAGGUGAGCAACAGCAGCACCAGCAGCAACACCAGCAUCAGCCCAUCCGGGUGGAGGACAUGUCGCCGAGCCGAGCAAAUAACGUUGCGGGGGUGAACCGCAUAGGUCUGGCGGCAGCUGCGAAUCCAGGCGGAAUUGUGUUUGACAGCAACGUGUUGGCGCACGCCGGCCACCACGACCCGCGCAUGCUAGCGUCUCCCGCCCGCAUUACGAACCCGAAUGCCAUUCCGGAUAGUACCGGCCAGCUACAGCUGCAGCCGCGGCAAACCGGGGUCGCCGCCAGCGCCGCCGCGCCGCGGCUGUCCCCCGUGCUCAACAACAAUCCCGCCCCCGUUGGACAGGCACGUACGCGCGCGGGCCAAACACCCACCGCAGCCGCGGGAAGUUGGUACACGAGCGUUGGUGGUGGCGACCAGACCGGUGUCGCGUACCCGCACCAACAAGGCGCAUUUUCUGCCCAUAAUCGCAACAGUAACGCGGCCAAUGCGCCGAGCUCCGUAAGUCCGGUUCGGCGCGCCAGUUUGAACGCGCCGGGAUACGAUAUCAACAACGUACGGAUUUCGGAACUGGCCCCGAGCAUGGGCGCCACACGCGCUGCCCGGUCGGCCUCCGCCGAAAGUCGCUACCUCGCUGCCCCCGGGGACUUCAACGUCGCGAACGGAUCGAUGAGAAAUGCAGCCCGAGAUUCCCGCUAUGCGAUGCAGCGGGACGCAAUGUUUGGAUCCGACUUCCUGGGCCGCUCGCAAGACGAUUGAAUGCCUGGAGCAUGAGGUUGCGCCAGCUGUGUUUAUGAAACAACAGUCUAAAAAUAACAAUACUACUUACCACUUCUAUUUGAUACGAAUACAUCAACUUCUAGACAUCAGAUGAAAUCAAAUUAACAACAAAAAUCCAGUGACGGUUAUUGGUUGACGUUUGCUAAUGCUGUAGCAUGACUGCCAGAUAGAUACUAAACCUAAAAAAUCGAUGAAAUUUCCUUAGGAGUGCUCUACGCACCACAGGUAGAGAGGGCACGAGAAGUCGAGCAGAACUUGCGACGACUGCCCAACUGCUAAAAGAACUUUUCUUUGUUUUUAUUCGCACAAAUUACAAUUAGUACUCGCACACGCACGCGCACCUUUCGCUGUUGCUUUUGAUUACUCUAUCGUUACAUUAUCGCUUGAUCAGAGAAGGGGUUUGAUCUUGAGAGCCCUUUCCCUUGGAGCAAAGAUGGCUCCUCUUGACUAUCAUUGUUUUUAACGCUGAAUCGGCUGUGACCUUCACGAAGUGAAUGAUACUUCGAACAAGAUGAACAUGAACUGCUCGUUUGUGUUUGAUGAUAGUUACUAUUCGCUUUG